CCGCCCGGCUCCCGGGGCCCGCAGCCGGCCGGCGCCCGGACUAUGAGGAGCGGGAGCGGGCGGGGGGCGGCGGCAGCGGCGGCGGCAGCGGCCCCGGUGCGGCGGGAGCGGGAGCGGGGACGCCGCCGCCGCCGGCCGGGUCAUGCCCGUGCGCCCGGGGCUGCGGCGGGAUGGGCGCGCUCCGGGCCGGUGCCCUCGCCUUCCUCCUCCUCCUCCUCCUCGGCUGCCUCCUGCCCCGGCGCGGCCCGCUCAGGCUGGUCUCAGGGCGGGAGGAGAUUAAAGCUGGCUCCCGAAGCUCAGCCCAGCCCAUGUCACCCUCUGAUUUCCUGGACAAGCUCAUGGGACGAACCUCAGGGUACGACGCCCGCAUCCGACCCAACUUCAAAGGUCCGCCCGUCAACGUCACCUGCAACAUCUUCAUCAACAGCUUUGGCUCCGUCACCGAGACCACCAUGGACUACCGGGUGAACGUGUUCCUGCGGCAGCAGUGGAACGACCCCCGCCUGGCUUACCGCGAGUACCCCGACGACUCCCUCGACCUCGACCCCUCCAUGCUCGACUCCAUCUGGAAGCCAGACUUGUUCUUUGCCAACGAGAAAGGGGCCAAUUUCCACGAGGUCACCACUGACAACAAGCUCCUGCGCAUCUUCAAGAAUGGCAACGUGCUCUACAGCAUUAGGCUGACACUGAUCCUGUCCUGCCCCAUGGACCUCAAGAACUUCCCCAUGGACAUCCAGACAUGCACCAUGCAGCUGGAGAGUUUUGGCUACACUAUGAACGACCUCAUCUUCGAGUGGCUGGAGGAGCAGGAGGCCGUGCAGGUGGCAGAGGGCUUGACACUCCCACAGUUCAUCCUCAGGGAUGAGAAGGACCUGGGCUAUUGUACCAAGUACUACAACACAGGAAAAUUCACCUGCAUCGAGGUGAAGUUCCACCUGGAGAGGCAGAUGGGUUACUACCUGAUCCAGAUGUACAUCCCCAGCCUCCUCAUCGUCAUCCUCUCCUGGGUCUCCUUCUGGAUCAACAUGGAUGCGGCGCCAGCCCGGGUGGGCCUGGGCAUCACCACGGUGCUCACCAUGACCACGCAGAGCGCCGGCUCCCGCGCCUCCCUGCCCAAGGUGUCCUACGUGAAGGCCAUUGACAUCUGGAUGGCCGUGUGCCUGCUCUUCGUCUUCGCCGCCUUGCUGGAGUACGCAGCCGUCAACUUUGUCUCCCGCCAGCACAAGGAGUUCAUGCGCCUGCGCCGCCGCCAGCGCCGCCAGAGGAUGGGCCUGAGCAGCGGCACGGCCAGCCUGGAGUCCCUGCGGCAGCUGAGCAGCCGGCACAGCAGCGAGCACACCUACGCGACGCUCUCGCAGCUCUCCAGCUCCCGGGAGGAAGAGCUCAGCCGCGAGAGCCGCUUCUACCUGCGGGGCUACGGGCUGGGCCACUGCCUGCAGCCCAAGGAGGGGGCUGGGGAGGGUCCCGGCGUGUACAGCCCCCCGGCAGCCCCCGCCGUGCUGCGAGAGGGGGAGAGCCUCCGCCGGCGCUACAUCGACCGCGCCAAGCGCAUCGACACCAUCUCCAGAGCCGUCUUCCCCUUCACCUUCCUGCUCUUCAAUAUCUUCUACUGGGUCGUUUACAAAGUGCUGCGCUCCGAGGACAUCCACUUGGUGCCCUGAGGCUGGAAAAGUACGGCUGCCUCUUGGUGUGACCCCCGCAGCGAGCCCAGGUGCCACAAGCUCGGCCAGAACUGCAUUCCCUCUGUCCCGGAGCUGGGCUGGGCCGCAGAGCCUGGGCAUGUGGCAGCCCCCGUGCCCCACUGGAUCCCGUGGCACAGAGUGGGGGAUCAACAAUCACAGGUCCCCGUGGUCAGCUGGAGAGAGGGACCCCUCCUGCUUCCUGCAUGGUGUCACCCCAGGUCCCCCGGGAUGCUGUGCUGUCAGGGCACAGGGAAACAACGGCUCCCCAGGAAUGCUGAGCUGCUGGGGAUGCCUUGGGUAGCCAGGGGCACAGGAGAGCCCCAGGUACUCUGGCACAGCCAGAAAACAUCACCUUCCAGAAAACUACCCUCCCCUUCUCCACACCUACCAUGUCAGACUGCUGCUUCUCCAGGCAGCAUCACUGAGCUGUGUGCCCCGAGCAGCCAGGGAUUAGGUGCAGCCCUCUCCUCUGGCCUGGAGCCUGGCUGCAGGGAAGAGCAGGCAGCACCCCUGCCUGCACCUGCACUGUACAGGGUGCAGGCUAUGGCCCCACAGCCCCCUGGCCAUCAAUGACAGGGCCCUGCAGCCCCAGCCAGCUCCAACACACAGCAAAGCAGCAGGGUGGGGCUGCUGCCCUCCCUGCAGAGCUCAGAGCUGCCCCUGAGGCCCAGGGCUGCAGGCAGGACUGUGGCAGGGACAGUGGGCAGCUCCAAGGAAAGGCCAGCCCUGAGGCAGGCAGCAGGCAAGCUCAGUCCUGCUGAAGGGGCCCAGAUGGAGUCACUUAGCACUGGGGAGAUGGCACUGCAUUAUCAGCAGGGUAGGGCCCACAGCCCACCUUCCAAGCAAGAUCUCUUGGGAUGAAAGCAGUGGGGAAAGCUUGGCCAGUCUGUUUGGAGGAGCAGAGUGAGUGGUGGCAUCCCCAGACUGCUGCAUUCCCACAGCACCACGGUGCCAGAGAGAUGGAGGUGAGAAUUGCCCCAUUCCUCAGCCCAGCAUCUGGGUACAGCAUCCCCUGGGCAACUUCAUCCAUAAUACUCUUCCACUGGAGAGGAGAGCAACUGGAACCCCAACAGGACAAGCUCAGCAAGGCUUCCAGCCCUCCAGACCUGGAUACCCUCCAUGCUUUGCAGGAAAUAAAAGCAGCAGGUGAUGCUUAA
Molecule: messenger RNA, 2839 nt
Organism: Passer domesticus (house sparrow)
Lineage: Eukaryota; Metazoa; Chordata; Aves; Passeriformes; Passeridae
Product: glycine receptor subunit alpha-4
Exons: 10
Coding region: 171-1661 (496 amino acids)
Biological process (GO): nervous system process; signal transduction; regulation of membrane potential
Cellular component (GO): synapse; plasma membrane; neuron projection
Molecular function (GO): chloride channel activity; excitatory extracellular ligand-gated monoatomic ion channel activity; transmembrane signaling receptor activity
Source: RefSeq, a predicted model, not a curated record